Molecule: messenger RNA, 4114 nt
Organism: Oreochromis niloticus (Nile tilapia)
Lineage: Eukaryota; Metazoa; Chordata; Actinopteri; Cichliformes; Cichlidae
Product: protein Wnt-2b-A
Exons: 8
Coding region: 1939-3117 (392 amino acids)
Biological process (GO): cell fate commitment; canonical Wnt signaling pathway; multicellular organism development
Cellular component (GO): extracellular region
Molecular function (GO): frizzled binding; cytokine activity
Source: RefSeq, a predicted model, not a curated record
CAGGAAACUACUCAGCACAAAGUCAGAGUCACUCAGAUGGAACAAGGACUCUGUGUGUGCUGUAAAGCUGGCCAACAUUUAUUAAGAAUGGGAACUCUGCCAAGCCUGACGACAGGCUGUUCUCCCUCCUGCAGCCUGCCAGGGGAUGGGAAUACACGCUGAGCUCAUCCCUGGGCUGCCUGACCGGUGGCAUCCAACAACAUAAUCCUCGCGGGGAACACAUUACUGGGCCAUUAGGCCAACUCUUCCACCUUCACUGCAUGCCUCUAGGUUUCCCAUUCAACCCAUUCCCUUUUCCAGCAGCAACUUUUCCAUCAGAAAUUAAUCCCAAACAAUUACAAUUUAUUGAAAUAGAAUUCAACUGGAUUAGUCCUAACCUUCAGCCUCUGUAAAUCUCACCUUUAUCCCCCUUUCACCUCAGCGUUUAAACAUAGCAACCCCCCUUCAGUACUUCUCUUCUGAGGAGAUGGUUGCCAGAUUGGACCCCGUACAUCAGGGCAAACUUUUCUUCCAACUGACAAGGAGGCACUUGACUCUGUUAUUGUUUAUGAAGAGAAAGCUGGGGUCAAGUUCACAGGCUGGGAGAGAAAAAGAGAGGGAGAAAGUCUGUUCCAGCUCCAGCCCCAGGAGGGGAAGCAUAACUCAGCCGUGUUUGUGCUUCCCUAAUACCUUUUGAUUUUGCAGAAAAUUGUGAGCUAAACUGCAUCGCACAAAUAUUCGCCAGAGCUUAGCUUCUUUGCCUCACCUCGCCGCCUCUCGCAAACCUGUACCCACUCUGCUCUGUCUGGUCGUGCAUGUGCUUCUCUCUGAAAACAAAGACAGUAGCUGCCUGUCUGGCCAGCUCUAAGCAGAAAUACAAAUGUCUACAAAAGUAGCUUAGCUUUAACACCAGCUUUGGCAUAAACACGGGGAACUGUUUUCUCAAGCUUUUUGAAGAAGUAACACUUUGCAGCAGCUAUUGCUAAUUCUAAUAGUUUCAAUUCCGACAGGGAUUUUUCCCGAUUUGUUUACACGUUUGCUAGAAUUAAUGGGGUCAGCUGAAGCAACUGCGGUAUUCCUAUUUUCCAACGUCAGAGGCCUACAAAUGUUCAGCUCCGGGCUGAUGAAAACUGCAUUUGUGCAUGUCAAAAAGUCAAGAAGUGGUUCUUGAGCUUGUGAAAGAUCUCUGGAUGCUUCCGAGGUCUUUUUAUCUGUCAGGAGCGAUUUGAGAGGAUGACAGGACAACGGCCAAAAACUGAAGACAACAUGAACGCACAAACAAACAUGGGAAUGAAGGGUUGUAAAACAAAGGCGCCAUCAUUAGUUCUAAUCAUUUCUGUCUGUGGUCACGGAUCAACGGCGCACAAUAGGACCCUCUCCACCUCAGCAUCAUCACCACCCCUCCAGCCAGCACGUAUACGCACACACGCGCGCACCUUUCUCCAUCCAUCCUUUUUAAUAUCUCGUUCCUCGUCAAACUCUGUAACCCCUUCUUCUGCCCAAUGAGCGAGAGGAGUUAUCAGCGGCGAGCCCUCCCUCAUGUCUCUCUCUCUUUCUCUCUCUCUCCCUCUCUCUCUCAGCUCAGACACUGUCCACCGUGCACUAAUAAAGGAGAGAUCCGGUGCAAGCAUCCGACCCAGCACACAGCCGACAGAACCGCAGUCUCUCGUCUGAAAACACUUGGCUCCAGCUCUGAUUCGGACCCUACUUUUGCCCCUGAACCAAGUUAAAAACAAAAUAAACAAACAAAACGAAAACAAGGAUAAGUGUUUGUGCGGGAACUAACUACCGACACUUGUUGCUCGCCUCUCCAGGUAAACCUCCUGUUGGCAUCCAGAAGCUCUCAGUGGAGAGUCUGGUGCGCACAUGGCACCGACGACGCGCUCCUCUCUUUGCUGACAGCCGCGCUACUUGAAGCCGCACAUUGGAUAAUGAGGCCUCCCUGCUUGAGGAAAAGUCAUGUUGGGGUUAAACAGGAUUCCCGGUCUCCGUGCAGCUCAGAUUCAGCGCUGUGGUUCGCCGGCGGGAGCUAGACUCUCACCCCGAUCUUCUUCAUGCCAGAACGCCGGUGCCAGUUCGAGGAUUUAUUGCGCGUGUCUGUUGCUGUUGCUGCUUGUGACGCCUCGGGUGGACUCCUCAUGGUGGUAUAUCGGCGCACUCGGUGCCCGUGUAAUCUGUGACAACAUCCCCGGCCUGGUGAACAAGCAGCGGCAGCUUUGCCAACGCCACCCUGACAUCAUGCAGGCAAUUGGGGAGGGAACCAAAGAGUGGAUCAGAGAGUGCCAGCACCAGUUCAGACACCAUCGAUGGAACUGCAGCACACUGGACCGUGACCACACUGUCUUCGGACGUGUCCUGCUGAGGAGCAGCCGUGAAGCAGCAUUCGUCUAUGCCAUCUCCUCAGCAGGAGUAGUCUACGCGCUCACUCGAGCCUGCAGCCAGGGGGAGCUGAGGACGUGCAACUGCGACCCACACAAACGCGGACGAGAUAAAGAUGAUAGAGGAGAGUUUGACUGGGGUGGCUGUAGCGAUAACAUCAACUACGGGAUAAAGUUUGCCAAAACAUUCAUAGAUGCCAAAGAGAGAACGGUCCGAGAUGCUCGGGCACUCAUGAACCUGCACAACAACCGCUGUGGCAGAACAGCGGUGAAGCGCUUCAUGAAGCUGGAGUGUAAAUGUCACGGAGUAAGCGGCUCUUGCACGCUACGGACAUGCUGGAAUGCUAUGUCAGACUUCAGAAAGACGGGUGACUACCUGAGGAGAAAAUACAACGGGGCUAUCGAGGUGAUGAUGAAUCAAGAUGGGACAGGUCUCACUGUAGCUAACAAGGACUUCAGGAAGCCUACCAAAAAUGACCUGGUGUACUUUGAGAGCUCUCCGGAUUACUGCCUGCAAGACAAAGCAGCAGGUUCCCUGGGCACAGCCGGACGGGUCUGCAAUAAGACAUCGCGCGGCACAGACGGCUGUGAGGUCAUGUGCUGUGGGCGUGGCUACGACACCACGAGAGUCAAGCAAAUCACCAAGUGCGAGUGCAAGUUCAAGUGGUGCUGCUCUGUGGAGUGUAAGGACUGUGAGGAAGCUGUAGACAUACACACAUGCAAGGCUCCCAAACGAGCUGAAUGGCUGGACCAGACCUGAGGACACGCCCCCUACGCUCCCUGCAAUGCAACCCCGCCCCUUUCCCCUGUGCAGGAUAUCCUGUGGAACACGGCAUUCUGGGAAAGUUUGUCCAAAAGUGCUCUGCAUCUCCGCCUUCCCCUCCCCUCCCCGCAACCUCGACUCAAUGCAUGGCUUUUCUACCUGUCUCUGUGAAAGCACUAGAAUUCAGUACCCGUCAAUAUGAAUUAAUACCCAUUAGCUCCUGUUUGUGAACGGUCCUGUGACUGAACUGCUGGGAUCAGAUGAACAGUGAUACCAGUGAUACCACCUUUGGGGUUCAGGUGGAUUAGGCUUUCACUGAAGAUUCAGUUCUUGGGUUAAAAAUGGUUUGCUGCUUUCAUGAUGCUUUAAAGACUAAUUUUUACAUUAACUGAGCCUUCAAACAUAUCCAGUAUUAUUACAACAACAUCAUAUACUCACAUAACGUUGCUUCAUUUUGGGGGAAAUACACUUUUACCUAAAAACGAAAAAGAAAAAAGAAUACUAGGUUGGACUUGGUAAGUGCAAUUUGAGUGGACAUCUAAGUGUAAGUUUGGCUGUGUGUGGCCAAACAGUCCAAACAGAGGACUAACAGAGGACAGAGAAAUAGACAUUGUGUUAUUGGAACUUUGAAUGCGACUGCAAAAACAAAAAAGAAGAAGAAGAAGAAGAAGAAAAAAAAAGCUGUUUAAAGCGAUUUAUUUAAGCUGUAAAGUGUUGUUUCGUUUCUCAUCCGAGGAAGACGCUGCACUACAUUGGCUGACAAAAGGAGAGAGAAGAGCGCUCCCAUUACUGUGAUUAUCUGGUGUACUCCAGUUUUCAGCAUGCUGCUGAGAAGAAGAUGAAGAAAACCAAGGCCUUGAUGGCCGUUCAGUCACACCAAACCACAACAUCAGACAGAUUUCACUUCUUUGCUCUUCAUCUUGCUUGUAUAACAUUGUGUAUAUUGCCUUAUCUAAGCAGAUGUUCAUAUGAAAUAUACGGUGCAUUAGUCUGA